AGUACCUCAUGGUUGAGCUGACGGAGAGGUGGCGGACUUCUUCGAUUUCGGAGUCUCGUUGGAGAUGGCAACUUGUCCGGCGCAGUUCGAGUCCCUGCUAUUUGUCGACGAGGUAGGAGCAGCUUUCCGGAAAGUCCCCGAAGUGGUGCAGCGAACCUCAUCGAUGGCGGGGGCGAGCAAGGCCUUCCCUGCUGUUGCGAGAUCCACCUCCUUCGUGGCUGCCUUCCUCUCUCUGGUCGCUCUCUUCUCCGCCUUCCUUCUCUUCUACUACGCGAGGUACUCUUCGUCCUCGCGCUGGCUCUUGAUCUCCGACUCCCUGGACGCCCCUCUCCACCUCUCCAAGGGGAGCCCUAACCCUUCCCCUUCUCCCGAGUACUCCUUUCUCGUGUCGCUCGAGAAGUUCCUGACCUCGCGCGCGCCCGCUGCUGGAUCCCCGGGCGUCGCUUCUGCUGCUGAUGGCGGAUCUCCCUCUGCCGCGGUCAAGGCGCUCGACGGCUCGAUCUGGAAGGAAGAGGCGGAGAGGCUUUACGGAGAUGCGGUGGAUCCGUGGUCGGCUUCCUCGGUGGUGCGCGUCUACGUAUACGAGAUGCCGGCUAAGUUUACCUACGAUCUGCUGUGGCUGUUCAGGAACACGUAUAGAGAGACGUCGAACCUGACCUCCAAUGGCAGUCCUGUGCACCGGCUGAUCGAACAGCAUUCUGUUGAUUACUGGCUCUGGGCAGAUUUGAUUGCACCGGGGUCUGAGAGGCUUCUGAAGAAUGUCAUUAGGGUUAAUAGGCAAGAGGAGGCAGACUUCUUCUACAUCCCAUUUUUCACAACAAUUAGCUAUUUCUUGCUUGAGAGACAGCAAUGCAAGGCACUUUACAGGGAAGCUCUAAAGUGGGUGAUUGAUCAGCCAGCUUGGCAACGAUCUGGAGGAAGAGAUCAUAUACUUCCAGUCCAUCAUCCUUGGUCUUUUAAAUCCGUCCGCCGAUUCAUGAAAAAGGCAAUCUGGCUUCUGCCAGAUAUGGAUUCCACAGGAAAUUGGUACAAACCAGGGGAAGUCUGGCUUGAAAAGGACCUUAUUCUUCCGUAUGUUCCUAAUGUUGAUCUAUGUGAUGCACAAUGCUUACAUGAUUCUCAGUCAAAAAGAAGCACAUUGUUAUUUUUUCGUGGAAGGCUGAAGAGAAAUGCUGGAGGUAAAAUUCGUAGUAAACUUGCAGCAGUGCUACAUGACAGUGAGGGUGUUGUUAUGUUAGAGGGAAGUGCUGGUGAAGCUGGGAAGGCAGCAGCUCAGACUGGGAUGCGCAGAUCUCUCUUUUGCCUAAGCCCAGCUGGUGAUACCCCAUCCUCAGCUAGGUUGUUUGAUGCAAUAGUUAGCGGUUGUAUUCCAGUUAUUGUCAGUGAUGAAUUAGAGCUUCCAUUUGAAGGAAUACUUGAUUAUCGUAAGAUAGCACUUUUUGUUUCUUCUAACGCUGCUGUACAACCCGGGUGGUUGAUUAAUUUCCUUAAGAAUAUGGAUUCUAAGCAAAUCAGGGAAAUGCAAACCAACCUGGCUAAGUAUGCGAGGCAUUUCUUAUUCUCGAGUCCAGCUCAGCCUCUCGGCGCAGAGGACUUAGCAUGGAGAAUGAUUGCUGGCAAGUUGGUGAACAUCAAGCUGCAUACAAGGAGGUCGCAACGCGUGGUAGAAGGUUCCAGAAACUUGUGCACCUGUGAAUGCAGAGCAGGAAACAUCACCAGGUCACCAUGAAUUCCAUCUUUAGCCAUAUUCUUCCACAUUUUGUUUCGUUAUCAUUAUCAUAACCCAGUUCUCGUAGCUGUAUAGAAAACUCUGCUACUUUUUCCAUGAUUGUUAAUCUUGUAAUUGUGAAUGCCAUGUGGUCUUUUUUCUAUUCUUCUGCCUAAACAUGUUUGCAACUCUGAAUUUAUUAGGUAGGUUUUUUUUUUUCUUGACUAAUGGUUAGUAAUGCAUUCCUUUCAA
This is a messenger RNA of Zingiber officinale, 1960 nucleotides long. Its product is annotated as probable arabinosyltransferase ARAD1. The record is from RefSeq and is a predicted model, not a curated record. Bases 65 to 1729 code for a protein of 554 amino acids. Gene Ontology annotation, molecular function: glycosyltransferase activity. The transcript has 10 exons. Lineage: Eukaryota; Viridiplantae; Streptophyta; Magnoliopsida; Zingiberales; Zingiberaceae.